This is a messenger RNA of Poeciliopsis prolifica (blackstripe livebearer), 5072 nucleotides long. It is a transcript of the gene ptprc, whose product is annotated as protein tyrosine phosphatase receptor type C. Gene Ontology annotation, biological process: negative regulation of protein kinase activity; protein dephosphorylation; positive regulation of peptidyl-tyrosine phosphorylation. NCBI's taxonomy places the organism in Eukaryota, Metazoa, Chordata, Actinopteri, Cyprinodontiformes, Poeciliidae. Gene Ontology annotation, molecular function: protein tyrosine phosphatase activity; protein binding. The record is from RefSeq and is a predicted model, not a curated record.
UGACAUCACUCCCGUUUGCUUCACUUGAAACCAGAAGCAAGGUUUAGGGUUUGGGGAACAAGUCCAGGAAGCUGCGUCUUCUGAUGAGACAGAUAAAGCGAAUGUAGUUUGAAACAGAUCAACGUUUAGGGGGUUUAUAUUAGAAAUAGAGAUUCGGUUUGGCGCCGGUUUGUUCUUCACCCUUUUUUGGACCCGGCUCGGCUUGAAUCGUGGGUGCUCACACACACCCUUACACCCCGGACAUGGCGGGUCUCCGAGGUCUGAUGAUCUUGCGUCUGAUGGUUGGUUUGGCUCGCUGUAAAGACAACACCAUCAAUACCUCACCUGCAAGCACCUCAAAUGAGACUCCAAACACCAACCAGUCAUCUUCUGAGACAAAACUCUCACCUGCAAGCACCUCAAAUGAGACUCCAACCACCACCCAGUCAUCUUCUCAGACAAAACUCUCACCUGCAAGCACCUCAAAUGAGACUCCAAACACCAACCAGUCAUCUUCUCAGACAAAACUCUCACCUGCAAGCACCUCAAAUGAGACUCCAAACACCAACCAGUCAUCUUCUCAGACAAACACAACCAUGACGCCCACCACAGCUCAACCCAAACCAGAUCCAAAGUGUUCCUUCAGUGUUGAGACGAUCAAGUUUGGUCUGAAGAUACAGAUGACAGAUUUUACUCCUAACAACUUCACCGUAUAUGUUGCUGAGAUCGGAGAUUUAUUUGAAAGGAAAGGCGAUUUUAACACCAGUGAAAACUCAACUUAUGACAUCAAACUUCUGAAGCCGUGCACUGAAUAUGAGCUAAAAGUCACAUUUAGUGACUCCAAUGGUACAGAAAUAUCCUGUAACACAACCAAAAAUAAAACAACAACAACUGGAAUGACUGAUCGAGACAUAAAAAAAGCAUCCUGCCCUCCUGGAUAUUUCUGUUACCAAAGUGGUUGGAACAUCAACUCUUUACUAUCAGAAAACAACAAAGUUUCAAUUGAAGAUUUCAAGAAUGGAUCGUAUCGUUUCAAACACGUUUAUGACGACAUGUGUUCAGAUUUAGUUUUGACGUUCCCAGAAAACUGCUCCAAUGCCACAUUUACCAAAUCUGAAACCUUCACUGUUGAUUUUAUUGAUCCAAAUGACAUAAAUCAGACUAAACCUGAUAAACUUCCUGCAGAGAUAAAACCAAAGUUUCCAUUAAGCUGCAAAAAUCUCAGUGUUGAUUAUAAAUGUUCAGAAAUCAACAAUCAAUCUGUUGAACCGUCUGACAUGAAGCCGUUCACAAACUACAGCUGCACUGGUGACAUCAAGAGGAACAAUGUCUCCAUAAAUAAGACACUUCCACCUGUCCAGUUCAACAUUCACUGUGAUUUUACAGUAACCAACCUGAAGAACAGUUCAACCAGUACAUCCAUUAAGCUGAACUGGAAAACAACGAGUGAAAAAUGUCAAGAUGUUCUUGACAAACUGGGUUUGCUCUAUUAUCACUGCGAGUGUGAGCAAGAUGUGGAAGGUUCUGGAAAAUAUAAAAAAAUUACAGAAAAGACGAUUUAUCAAUCUGAAGGAAGAAAGUGUGUCUUCGAGGAAGGAGUUAAACCAUUCAGGGAUUACAGAUGUAACGUCAAACACAUUUACGCUGGAAAAGGUGAUUUUGGAGCAACAACAGUUAAAGGAAAGACUGAGCCUGGAAUACCAGAACCACCUCGUAACCUUGACGUUCAAGUUACAGAGAACAAUAAGAUUGAAGUGAGAUGUUCAUUAAAGGACAUUGAUUUUAAUGGACCAGACAGAAAAUUCAUUGCAGAACUUCAAGAUGUUGCUGGCAGCAGAAAGUCUAACACAACAUGUCACUUUGAAUUCAAAGAUCUGAGCUACUUAACAUCCUACACAGUGAAGGUGUUUACUUCCAACAGAAAUUUUAUCAGCUCACCUCUGAGUAGACAGGCUAACUAGAUGUAUAAUGACAAAGCUCUUAUUGGAUUUCUGGUCUUCCUCAUCAUCAUCACCUCUGUGGCUCUUCUCCUGGUCCUCUAUAAGAUCUACGUGUUGAAACACAGAAAGUCCCAUGAUAUGACUGAAAACAUGUCACUAAUUGCCCAAGGGAAUGAUGAAGAUAGUUUGAUCCCUGUUGAACCGAUUCCAGCCGAACUUCUGCUAGAAACCUAUAAAAGGAAGCUAGCAGACGAAGGGAGGCUUUUCCUGGGAGAAUUUCAGAGCAUUCCCAGAAUCUUCUCAAGAUACACAGUGAAAGAAGCUAAGAAGGCCUGCAACGCUCCAAAGAACCGCUAUGUGGACAUCCUGCCAUACGAUUAUAACCGCGUCCAACUGGCCACAGGAAACGGAGAAGCAGGAUGUGACUAUAUUAACGCCAGCUUCAUUGACGGUUACAAGGAACAAAAAAAAUACAUUGCAGCUCAAGGACCAAAGGAUGAAACUGUGAGUGAUUUCUGGAGGAUGGUCUGGGAGCAGCAGACCUCCAUUAUUGUCAUGGUGACUCGCUGUGAAGAAGGAAACAGGAUCAAGUGUGCUCAGUACUGGCCUUCUCCUGAUAGAGAAACUGAGAUCUUCGAGGAGUUCAUAGUGAAGCUGACCUCAGAAGAACAUUGCCCAGAUUACACCAUCCGCCAUCUGAGCCUGACUAACAAGAGAGAGAAGAACCUGGAGAGGGAAGUGACUCACAUCCAGUUCAUGAGCUGGCCCGACCACGGCGUCCCAGGAGAACCGCACCUCCUCCUGAAGCUGAGGCGGCGGGUCAACGCUUUCAAGAACGUCUUCAGCGGCCCCAUCGUCGUCCACUGCAGCGCUGGAGUCGGCAGAACCGGCACCUACAUCGGCAUCGACGCCAUGAUGGAGGGUCUGGAGGCCGAGGGCAGGAUGGACAUUUACGGAUACGUUGUCCAACUCCGGAGACAAAGAUGCCUCAUGGUCCAAGUGGAGUCCCAGUACAUCCUGAUCCACCAGGCCUUACUGGAGCACAACCAGUUUGGAGAGACAGAGAUCUCUCUGUCGGAGCUGCACAGCACACUGAGCACGCUCAGACAGAAAAACUCCGACAGCGAACCCACGCUUAUGGAAGAAGAGUUUGAGCGACUCCCUUCCUUUAAGAACUGGAGGACCUGCAACAUAGGGACCACAGAAGAAAACAAGAAAAAGAAUCGUUCUUCAUCUGUUAUCCCAUAUGACUACAACCGAGUUUUACUCAAGACAGUAGAAGACAACAGUCAGGACAGCGAAGUUGAUGAUGAAGAGAUGGAGGACUCGUCAGAUGAAGAAGACGAAGACUCCUCUCGAUACAUCAAUGCCUCCCACGUUAAUGGUUACUGGGGAUCUCGUUCUCUGAUCACAGCCCAGGAUCCGCUGCCAGACACUUUCAUCGACUUCUGGGCGAUGGUUUGGCAGAAGAAAUUAUCCACUAUUGUCAUGCUUUCAGAGCACAAAGAGGAUGGUGACUCUCUGUACUGGGGAAAAGAAAAGAAGGCGUUUGGAGAUUUUGAGGUAGAAGUUUCAAGUACAGAAAUUACUCCAGUUUUCAUCUCCCGCACCAUGUUGGUCCAACAUGUCAAGCGAAAAGAUAGUCGGCAGGUGAAACAUUUCCAGUUCCUGAAGUGGGAGGGCACAGAUCUGCCAGAGAAACCGCAGGAACUCAUAGAUAUGGCAAAGGAAGUAAAACGCAGCUGCGUCGGCAGCAAAUCCCAGAGGAUGCCGAUUCUCAUCCACUGCACUGACGGAUCGACACGUUCGGGAAUUUUCUGUGGUUUGUGGAAUCUGCUGGACAGCGCUCAGACUGAGAAGCUGGUUGAUGUUUUCCAAGUGGUCAAAACUCUACGCAAGGACAGGAAGGGGAUGAUCCCUAGCCUGGAGCAGUACCAGUUCCUUUACAAGGCUCUAGAGGGCGCCUUCCCCGUCCAGAACGGGGAAGUGAAACAAGUCAAGAGUACAGCCGUCGCCAGUGUUGAAAUUGUUAACGAAACCAAAGCCGGAGAAGCAGAAGCAGAAAAGCAGCCAGAAGAGAAGAAGGCAGAGGAGCCAGCCAGCACUACCAGCAGCAACCAGCAGGCGGAGGCAGAGAGCACUCCUCUGGUGGCUCAGAGUGAAAAGGAAAAGAAAGAAGAAGAGGAAGCUGCAAAGGAGUCCAGCUCCCCCCAACAGUCCACACCACAGGAGGAAACCAGCAACGGCCCCACAGACACUGUGGAGGUCUGAGAUGAUGAGGGGACACAUUUAUUCCUAAUACUUUAGUUUUAUGCUUUUAUAAAAAAUAAAUAAAUAAAAAAAGAUACAUUCUGAAUGUAUAAACAGUGUAAAGAUUUAACUCAGUAUGAGAUGGUGAGUGAAAAUUAGAAAGAAUUAGAUUAAAUACGUUCAUAUUUUGAACUUCUAUAAGUUAUAAAGUUUCUGAGCAAAAGGUUAUUUUUCCUGCUGGCAAAGGUAAUAGAACUGCUGUUGUCAAACUAUGGAUCAAGAUGACGUUUAAAUACACAGUAGAUGAGCUUUUUUGUUUGGUACUCUAAGUUUGUGUAAGGUUAAAUUUAGUUUAUAUUUUAGUUUCUCGUUAUUUUCACACUCUGCAGCCGACCUUUACAUGUUGUACAUCUGCCAUAUCGCAAAAAUUUAGCUGUUAAGUUCAAAUUUCAUUAUUUACUACUGUAUUUCCUUUCUGAAAUACAUUGAAAAAUGUUUUAUUUAUGCAGACUUGCUUAUUAUUAUAGUAUUAAUGAUUUCCAAAACAUAUUUCUCACUUGUUCUCAAAGAGACAUGUUUAAUUAUUUCUGAUAUCUUUGCUAUACUGAAAAAAUUGCUAUAUCCUCUCUGCCAGCAGAAAUAAACAAUAUUUUAUUAAAAUCUUUUGGGUGUCAUGAAGUAUACAAAUAUUUUUUGGAGCAUGAAAAAACUUUGCUUGCAAACAUCAACAAUAAAUCAUAAAGUUGUACUUGAAAAAAUGACUGUUUACAGUCCUGAAAACAACAGAACUAUUCUUUGGAUUUUGACCUUUACAAAGAAUUUAAUAUCAGUAAAGAUGUGGUAAAACUUUCACAUCUGUUUGUGAAUGAGAUUGUUAAUUUCAUGGAGGAAUCCCACACAAAU